AUGGAGGGCUAAGAAUAAACAUUUACUUUAAAAUCCCACAUAGAUUAGUAGCUGGGCGGAGCGACAACAACUAGAGGAGGACGAAUUGAUCACAGAACCAAAGGAGAUAUUGGCAACCCAAAUCAACCUUAUAGAGCUCAACAGAGGGAAAUCUAUUAAGUUAAUUAUUAAAUGUCCUAUCACAUAGACAACAAUCUUUUUAAGAAAGUUUUGUAAAUAAAUAUGAACAAAAUUCAUAUAUAAUUUAUGGGUUGUUAAAUAUUUAAUAUAAUGAAUAUUAAUUAAUCUCAAUAUAGUUUAGAGAAUGAGAAACUCAAAAUAAAAAUCAAAUAUCUGGAAGAUUUUAUUGAGAAUUCGAAUAAUUAUGAAAAAACUAACUAACUCUUUGAUCUAAAACAAUUCUUAUCAAAAAAUUAUAAAAGAUUUAGCAUGCUAUUGGAUGAAAUCUACUAUUUAAAAUAGUAAGUUGAAGGAGAACAAAUGUAAAGGAUUAAUGAAGCUUAGAAACUAUAAACAGAAAUUAAUUAACUCAGAAUGACAACUAGUUAACUAUAACAAUAAUUAUCUUAAUCAUAACUUUAACUAUAAUAAUAAUAACAAUAAUAAAUAGAAGAAAGCGAACAUGAUGUUUAUAGAGGAUCUUUGAAUCCAAUAUAAAGAUUAGAGCAAAUAGAAAAUCUUGAAAAUACCAUCAAAUAAUUAUCAGACGAAGUAUCAAAAUAAAUUUAAUUAGAUAGAGGAAAUUACUCAACUCAAUAUCAAACAAAGAGAGUAGUUAAAGAAGAAAGAUUUUUUUAGAGAAUACGAGAUGAUGUGUAAGGAAACAGAGGGAUUACGAUAACAAAAUGCAAAAUUGUUAGACUAAUUAAAAGCUUUCAAUUCUAACAGAACAAAUACCAAUUCAUAAAAUUAAGGAAAUAUCAAUGGAUUUUGA
Molecule: messenger RNA, 934 nt
Organism: Paramecium pentaurelia
Lineage: Eukaryota; Ciliophora; Oligohymenophorea; Peniculida; Parameciidae
Source: the annotation of a GenBank genome assembly